This is a messenger RNA of Rangifer tarandus platyrhynchus (Svalbard reindeer), 333 nucleotides long. The record is from the annotation of a GenBank genome assembly. NCBI's taxonomy places the organism in Eukaryota, Metazoa, Chordata, Mammalia, Artiodactyla, Cervidae.
AUGGUGGGAGCUGAAAUUGACUUUGUGGCCCACGAUGACAUUCCAUACUCUUCUGCUGGCUCUGAUGAUGUUUACAAGCAUAUAAAGGAAGCAGGGAUGUUUGUUCCAACACAGAGAACAGAAGGCAUCUCAACGUCAGACAUCAUCACCAGGAUUGUCCGUGACUAUGAUGUUUAUGCCCGACGCAACCUCCAGAGAGGGUACACAGCAAAGGAACUGAAUGUCAGCUUUAUCAAUGUAAGCGUGCCACCCCACACCCCUGAGGACCAGCGCGUCACGCUACUGCUGGCACUGUUUACAGAUCACUUACUUUACACCACUCGAUGUUCUUGA